CCAUUUGCCGCUCAGCCGUCAACACAAAUACGCGAUAAACAAGUUUUUUUUAAUGAUAGACAUUAGACUUUAGACGUUUGUUUUUUUUUCCCUGCUCCGACCGUGGGCCAGCUAUACCGAAACAAGUGGGUGUCCAAUCGAGAUAAUACCGUUCGAAUUAUUUACGGUGACUGUUUUGCCGUUUUCGUGUGCAUGCGAUCGUGUCGUGUCCAUGUCAGUGAUUUAAUUAUUAAUUUUUGAUACCCUGCCCGCAAAGUUGUGUCCCGGUUGGGUUUUCGUUUUUAUUUUUGACGAUCUUCGGUUCUUCAGCGUGCGUGUCAAACUCUACACGUCCAGAGCCCACAGACUGUCCGGAGAGACCCAGAACGCUGCCCAUCUACGACCGACAUUAUGGCAGAAGUUCAAGAUGCUACUAAUGUUGGUAAACCAGUACCAAUAGUUUUGGCUGAAGAAGAUCAUCAGUUCGUACUCGAUGAAGAAGCUCUUGAAAGUAUUCUUUUGAAGGAUGAUAUUAAAGAUCGAAAUGUUGUUGUGGUGUCUGUUGCUGGAUCUUACCGAAAAGGGAAAUCAUUUUUAAUGGAUUUUGUUCUCCGAUACAUGAAAGCCACAUAUCAUUUAAACCUAAUAAAUGAAGAUGCACAUUGGAUUGGUUCAGAUGAUAAGCCAUUGGAUGGCUUUUCCUGGCGUGGCGGAUCUGAUAGAGAUACUACAGGUAUUCUUAUGUGGUCUGAAGUAUUUAAAGCCACUUUAAACGAUGGUGAAAAAGUAGCUAUCGUACUACUAGAUACCCAAGGUACAUUUGAUAGUGAAAGUACAGUCAAAGAUUGUGCCACAGUCUUUGCAUUAAGCACUCUGCUUAGCUCAAUCCAAAUAUAUAACCUAAAAUUUAAUAUACAAGAAGAUGAUUUACAACAUCUACAACUGUUCACUGAAUAUGGUCGUUUAGCACUUGAAGAUUCUGGUACAAAACCAUUCCAGAAAUUACAAUUCUUGGUUAGAGACUGGAGUUUUCCAUAUGAAGCUGAAUAUGGUGCAGAAGGCGGGAAAAAAAUAUUAGACAAAAGACUGCAAAUAUCGGACAAACAACACCCUGAACAUCAGUCUCUAAGAAAACACAUUAAAUCGUGUUUUUCUGAUAUUGGUUGUUAUUUAAUGCCUCACCCUGGUCUAAAUGUUGCUACUAAUCCCAACUUUGAUGGAAAACUAUCUGAUAUUGAACCAGAGUUUAAAAAAAACCUUAUAACUCUAAUACCGAUGUUGUUAAGUCCAAACCAGUUAAUUUUAAAAGAAAUUGGUGGACAAAAAAUAAAAGCAAAAGAGUUGGUCCAUUAUUUCAAAGCAUAUAUUAAACUGUGUACUGGAGCAGAACUUCCAGAACCAAAAUCUAUGUUUGAUACCACAGCUGAAGCUAACAAUUUAUCCGCUGUCGCAUCUGCUCGAGAAGUGUAUCGCUCUAUGAUGGAUACUAUUUGUGGUGGUAACAGACCAUAUUUAAAUUCUAACUCACUAGACGUUGAACACUUUAAAAACAAAGAUAUUGCAAUAGAACAAUUCAUCGCUAAAAGAAAAAUGGGUGGUGAUGAAUUUUCGGAAUCUUACAAAUUUAAAUUAGAAAAUGAUAUCGAUGAAGACUUCUUAAAAUUUAAAUCACAAAAUGAAAGCAAGAACGUAUUUAAAUCUGCACGUACACCAGCAGUAUUCUUUUCAGUUGCAGUUGUUUGUUAUUUCAUAUCUGGAUUAUUUAACUUCUUUGGAAUAUACUCUGUAGCCAGUGGUAUUAACUUAAUAAUGGGUCUUGCUCUUCUAAUUCUUAUAUUAUGGUCAUAUAUAAGGUAUAGUGGAGUACAUAGUGAACUAGGAUCAACUAUUGAUGAUGCUGCUAAUAUUAUGUGGGACAAUUUUUUGAAGCCAACCUAUGAAAUUUUUCUUCAAAAAGGUUUAGAACAGGCCACUAACCAAGCUAUCAACAUAGCGGUGAAUAACACAACAUCUCCUAUUACUGGUGUUCAGUCGCCAUUUGUAAAAAGGCCAAUGCAAAGGAUGAAUUCCCAUAUCGAGAUGAAUGACAGGUUUAAACAGACAUGAUAUAAUAUUGCCUCGUGGCGUUAAGUCGUAUCAUAAAUGGCACACAUAUGUCAACUUUCUGUGAUUAUAUAUAUUAUUUUUUUUUUAUAUAUAUAUAAAAUGUUAUACCUAUCUACUUGUAUGUUAAAUUCAUUAUGUUUAUCAUCAUUUUUAAAUGUUAAUGUGUAUUAAUAGUUAAUACUAUUUAUUGUGUUGAAUACAUAAAUAUUGUUUCAUUAUUUUUCAAGCAAAUAAUACAUUUUGUUUCAAGGAAAUUUCUACCCUAGAUCUAUUUUAACAAUACAAAAAAUAGUAACACUUUUAUUACGUAACAUCUAGUUUUAAUUAUUUUAUUAAAACAUUUUGUAUCAUUUAAUAGACAUAUUCAAUUCAACAAUCAUUUUUAUAUUAUCUGAUCUUGAUAAUUUUUAAUUAGCAAAUCCCAUUUUAGUCUUCCAAAUAUAUUUUAAUUGUCAUUUUUCUUAGAUAAAUUGCUCAAAUCACAGGGAUUAGAACCAAGCCGUAAAAUUUCUUAUACUCAGCUAUAUUAAUUUUGUUUUAAUAUUUUUAUUAACAUACGGCUUAUUGUUAGGUCCGUUAUGCCUUAAUCGCCAAUAAUGUAUUCGCAAUAAUAAUAAUUAAUAACUAAUGAAAUAAAAUAGAAUAAAAUUUAAUUAAGUUAUUGUAUUUCCGAUUUUUAAUUUAUGUUAAUAAUGGAUUAUACUAUUGUUUUAUAUAAAAAAACAUUAAACGCAACGGUUUAUUGGUAAAGAAUUAUAAUAUAUUAAUUAAUUUCAUUGCCUAAAUAUAUGUAAAUCAAUAACCAUUUUACUAUGGAUUUAAGAUUAAAUUGUAUGUACAUAAAUAUUACUAUUUUAAGUGCCAUGGAUGUUAAGUUAAGUACGGGACUGUUAUUUUUUUCUGGAUUUAUGUUAUAGCAAAAAAUAAUAUUAAAAACAAGGGUUAUAUUAUUUAUUUUUGUAAUAUUCAUAAUCAUAUUUGAGCGAAUGGUAUUUUAUUGUAUGUAAAAAUAGAGCAAUCAAAAUUAAGAUAUUUGUUCCAAUAUAAUGUGAGUGUGCAACUUUAAUUUUAUGUGAGUACAAGUUGUAUGUUAAAAAUACCAGAUGUUUUGUAUUUAGAAUAUUACAUUUUUAGUGUCAGACACUGAUUGUCAAUGUUUUGGGUGUUUAGGUUGUUGUGUUCAUAAUUUUAUGAUUAAAUGUAUGUUCUAUAUUUUUAAUGAAGCAUA
Messenger RNA from Acyrthosiphon pisum (pea aphid), 3313 nucleotides. Its product is annotated as atlastin. The record is from RefSeq and is a predicted model, not a curated record. Gene Ontology annotation, molecular function: GTP binding; GTPase activity. Lineage: Eukaryota; Metazoa; Arthropoda; Insecta; Hemiptera; Aphididae. The transcript is spliced from 9 exons. The coding region runs from base 391 to 2085 and encodes 564 amino acids.